AGUACCUUCUCUUAUUCUCCAAGCAUGCUCUCGUUUGUACAAAAAAUAAUAAUAAUAACAAUAAAUUAAUCAAGCUCAAAUUAGAUUUUAACUUCCCAAAAUGGAGUUUAAUUGAGCCCAACUCUUUAUGGCUCUAUGCUUUUGCUGGCGAGACUUUUUUUCUAUUUUAGCAGUGACAGCCAAGCUACACGGUGACAGCCGAAAUAAAAAAAGACCAAAAUAAGCUAAAGCCGGAAGCUCCUUCGCACCUGCCCUUACUAUUACCCUACUCCUUCGCUUGCUCUCCAGUUGUGAAUGCAGAUGGUUCUAUUUUUAGCCUGACAUGCGUCUGUUCUUGGAAACGUGGAUAUGGGAACCCCUAGUGUUUUGUGGAGUAUUGCAAAGAAGUCUUUCACGGUUGGGCUUGUUACUGUUACAGUUUCAGAUCGAUUUGCCAGUAUAGUUCCAGUCCGGGGUGCCUCAAUGUCUCCCACAUUUAAUCCCAAAACCAAUACCUCGCUUGGUUCUUUGAGUGAUGAUUAUGUUCUGGUGGAGAAGUUUUGCCUUAGAAAUUACAAAUUUUCACAUGGAGACGUGAUAGUUUUCUGCUCUCCAAAUGAUCACAAGGAGAAACAUGUGAAGAGAAUUGUUGGCUUACCAGGUGACUGGGUGGGGACUCGUUACGAUGUGGUGAAGAUUCCAGAAGGACAUUGUUGGGUUGAGGGGGACAGCUCAUCUUCCAGCAAGGACUCGAGGUCUUUUGGUCCUGUUCCUUUGGGUUUGGUUAAUGGGAGGGCCACCCACAUUCUGUGGCCUCCACAUAGAGUGGGCAGCAUUGACAGAAAAGUUGCUCAAAACAGAGUUUCUUCCUCCUAAUUGCAUCUGAACCACAUAUCCCAUUUUGCAAUGGAUUAAUUUACAAUUUCCUUUUACCCUCUUUUUAAGCAGUUGCCAAAUGCCAAGGCAGAAUUCUUUCAUGGACAAGUAAUACAAGCAAUUCCAUGCAAAUUUUCACAUUCUGCUGAUCUCUUGUUGGUAUUUUACCUUGCUUGUUUAUUCCUAAUUAACAUCAUUUAAGAAUUCUCACUUAAAAAUUUUUUGUACCAUAUUGUUUCUGUUUUUGUUGCUGUCAAGCUGGUUAGAUUUCGAAUAAGAUUACAUUCAAAUUAGAUUUGAAGAAUUUAUAUUUAUGAGGGGCCUUGCUUAGAGUUUAAGUCUAACUUUGGGACAUUUCCAUGCCAUGCUCUUAUCAUAUUUAUGAUUUUAGCCUCAAAAUUACUCAUUCGUGGUUUGGUGAGGACAAGGGUCUUAUGGAGCUGCGGAUGAUGAUCAUA
Messenger RNA from Durio zibethinus, 1313 nucleotides. RefSeq lists its product as uncharacterized. The record is from RefSeq and is a predicted model, not a curated record. NCBI's taxonomy places the organism in Eukaryota, Viridiplantae, Streptophyta, Magnoliopsida, Malvales, Malvaceae. Gene Ontology annotation, molecular function: serine-type endopeptidase activity. Gene Ontology annotation, cellular component: membrane; mitochondrial inner membrane peptidase complex.